UUUGCCAUAAUUGAAUAUUUUUAAUUUAUUGAUUAAACCCAGAAAGAUGGUAUGAUGCUUGAGAAUACCCUGCUAGCUCCUUUAUCAAGAUCUCUCUUUACUUAAAAUAAAAGCUUUAACCAUCUUUUUAGAAUUUGGAUAAAAAAUCUCAGACCUCAAGUUCUGUAUUAAGACAGGAAGACUUAAAAAGUGACUGAGGAACAGCCAAACACUCAGAAGGACCAAAGCGGAGUAAUUUUUCUCUUGAGACAAUUGAAGUCUUAAUGGAGUGGUUGAAAGAAAACAUUGCUUACCCGUACCCGACUAAUCAGCAAAGAGAGCACCUUUGUAGGGCUACUGGAUUGACAAGGAGACAACUCCGAAUGUGGUUAUAAUUGAUGCAAGAAGAAGAAAAGUACCUAGCAUGAGGAAAAUGCAAGGCAUUGAUAUGACCGAUAAAGGAAGCAAGUAUGGAAGAAAGAAAGGAGAGAAAAUGCGAAUGAGUGAAGAAGAGUCCUCUAUCAAUGAUGGAAAAAUGGCGGCUCCUAGUUCUAUUGGCGACCACUCAACUCAAGUCGAGAAGAAAAAGCCUAUCGAAGAAAGAAUCAGACUCGAUAUCACAUACGAAGGGCUUUUUAAAUACUACGAUUACUGCACAUGCGGGGUUAGCUUCUUACCUAAAUGGAAAAUCCUAACAUAA
This is a messenger RNA of Moneuplotes crassus, 679 nucleotides long. The record is from the annotation of a GenBank genome assembly. NCBI's taxonomy places the organism in Eukaryota, Ciliophora, Spirotrichea, Euplotida, Euplotidae.